GGCACACGCAUACGGCGGCACAGCCGGUCUGCGCAUGAGCGACCGGGAUGCCCGCGCAGCAACGCGGAUCAUCGUGAGCGCAUGGAGCCCCUGGCAUCGGGUGAUGGUGACCAGCACGCUGUGGCAGAGGCGGCCGCAGCAGCGCGAGCGGGUCACUCGCGGUCGCCGGGUCAUUUCCAGGACACAGACAGUCGCCCGGGAUCUGGCACGAGAAAGGCCGCGCCGGGUGCUGCCAGCGAGUUGCUGCACGCUCGCACGCCGUUUCUCAUGCAGCCGAGGGCCGCAGCCACCCGCAACGUGCCGCAGCGAGGCCCGUCCGCUGCCACUCACCUCAGACCGGCGGCGAGACAAUAUUGGUGUGAAACGCGGCGCUGCUCGGCGUCACCCGUCGGCGUGCGGGCGAGACCGACACCUCCGCCGGCGUGGGAGUUGGUUGUUGGGACGCAGCGCAGGAGGUGGACGCGCCUGGGCCGCACAGACGCGGCUUGCCACGUGACGCUGGCGCAGCGCUGCGUCAUCCGCUUCUCCACAUGGACCCUAGCCCCCCCCGCACCUCGACCGCCCAGGCCAAGCACACACCUCCUUGCGUCCGCACCACCACCUCACACAAGCAACCAUGUCUGAGCAGCUCUCUUCCGCCGCUGGCAUCACCGCCGGCCACGCCAAGUACGCCCAGGGCGCCGCGUCCGAGACGAUCGGCAACGUCACCGGCUCGGCCGAGUGGCAGCAGUCGGGCGCCGACACCAAGGCAGCGGCCACCGAGGAGAUCCGCGAGGCCUUCAACUCGGCCCCCGACGCCCAGGCGCAGGGCGGCGUGCAGGGCAAGGCCGCUGAGCUCGCCGAGAAGGGUGAGUGCUCCUGCGUGUGCUGGCGGCAGGCCUCCGCGCUGACCACCUUCGCAGCCUGCCCGCAGACGGGCGACGGCGUCGGCUCCGCUUGAGCAUCAAGC
This is a messenger RNA of Tilletiopsis washingtonensis, 949 nucleotides long. RefSeq lists its product as hypothetical. Bases 82 to 624 code for a protein of 180 amino acids. Lineage: Eukaryota; Fungi; Basidiomycota; Exobasidiomycetes; Entylomatales. The record is from RefSeq and is a predicted model, not a curated record. The transcript is spliced from 2 exons.